This is a messenger RNA of Diorhabda carinulata, 2042 nucleotides long. RefSeq names its product ras-related GTP-binding protein A (gene RagA-B). Lineage: Eukaryota; Metazoa; Arthropoda; Insecta; Coleoptera; Chrysomelidae. Bases 313 to 1242 code for a protein of 309 amino acids. Gene Ontology annotation, cellular component: Gtr1-Gtr2 GTPase complex; nucleus; lysosome. The transcript is spliced from 3 exons. Gene Ontology annotation, molecular function: GTP binding; GTPase activity. Gene Ontology annotation, biological process: positive regulation of TOR signaling; cellular response to starvation; regulation of autophagy. The record is from RefSeq and is a predicted model, not a curated record.
CAGUAAAUGCCAUAUGUAAAACCUAAAAAAGUGAUAAGUAGUUCAAACUUCACUUAUAAACUGUGUUUUUUAUAACCUUAAAUGUUUUAGAAAGUUCAUUGAAAUGAUGUUGAUAUUAUUUAUUGAAUGAGUCUCGAGCUUAAUGAUUUAAGUUCUAAUUAUUUAGACAGAAAAAGAAGAGAGUGCCGAAUACUCGGCAAGUAAGAGCCACCAGAAAAAAGAAGAAGUUAAAAUAAGAGGAUGUUUAUAUUUCUAGUAUUACUCAAAAGUUUUUAUAAAGGGUUGAAUCAAUUUUUAAAAUAAAUAUAUAAAAUGAAGAAAAAGGUGUUAUUGAUGGGUAAAAGUGGUUCUGGUAAAACCAGUAUGAGAUCCAUAAUUUUUGCAAAUUACAUUGCUAGAGAUACGAGGCGUUUAGGAGCUACCAUUGACGUGGAACAUUCACAUGUCCGUUUCCUAGGAAAUUUGGUAUUGAACCUUUGGGAUUGUGGUGGUCAAGAAGCAUUCAUGGAAAAUUAUUUUGCUUCGCAAAGAGAUAAUAUAUUUAAAAAUGUGGAAGUUUUAAUUUAUGUAUUUGAUGUAGAAAGUAGGGAAUUAGAAAGAGAUAUGCAUUAUUAUCAAUCUUGUUUAGAAGCAAUUUUACAAAAUUCUCCUGAAGCCAAAGUAUUCUGUCUUAUACACAAAAUGGAUUUGGUAGCAGAAGAUCAACGAGAUAUUAUUUUUUUAGAAAGGGAAUCAGAUUUAAAGAGAUUAUCAUUACCUUUAGAUUGCACAUGCUUCAGAACAUCUAUUUGGGACGAAACUUUAUACAGAGCUUGGUCUAAUAUAGUUUAUAUGUUAAUACCAAAUGUCAAAGAACUAGAAAACAGCUUACAUCUUUUUGCUAAUAUUGUUGAUGCCGAUGAAGUAUUACUAUUUGAAAAAGCUACGUUUUUAGUAAUAUCACAUUGCCAAAGGAAACAGCAUAGAGAUAUACACAGGUUCGAAAAAGUAUCAAAUAUUAUAAAACAGUUUAAACUUUCUUGUUCCAAAUUAGCUGCACAAUUUCAAAGCAUGGAGGUAAGGAAUACCGCAUUCGCGGCUUAUAUUGAUAUGUUUACAAGUAAUACUUACGUUAUGGUAUGUAUGUCUGAUCCACAAAUCCCUUCAGAAGUUACCUUGAUUAAUAUAAGGAACGCAAGAAAACAUUUUGAGAAGUUGGAAAAAGUGUCUAGUACUCCUCCUGGUAUAAAGUUAGGUAUCUAAUUUGUUUAAAUAUUUUUAUACACACAGGAUGUCCAGAAACUACAUAUAAUAGAUGUAGUUUAUGUUAAUCUAAUCCAAUAUACACCAAAAAAUAAGGACUUGUUUGAAUUUAUGUAAUUUUUUCAAAACCUAUCAAUCACUGUAGGCGUAUCCAAUGAAAAAGUUGGAGAAUAGAACUGACUUAAUAACGUCAUCAUCAAAUUGGUCUAAAUCUCUUAAGAGUAACUUUUGGUUGAAGGUAAAUUAGGACAAACAUUUAGUAUCUGUAGUUUGCGUUUCGAGGAGAUUAUUUGGACAACCUGUAUAAAAUUUAUUGUUGGUAUACGUGAGUCUGGUCAAUUUAUUAUAAUCAAGCUAUAUUAUGACAAAGAUUGAUGCAGUUAUUUCAACAUAUAUGCUAAAAAAAUAAUGCAGUUUUAAUAUUAAUUUUGUUAUUAUUUGUGUAUAAAAAUUUAAUCAAAAUAAUAUAGUUUUAUUUUACUCCUAAAGCGAUGUUCUAAGAAUAGCUUACUAUGCCCAUUCUACCUUCUAAAAAAAUGAUCACAUACAAUAAGUUGGUUCCCUUGAGCAUUACAUGCCCAUAUGAUUGAAAUAAAUUCUCUGAUCAACAACAGGACUGGUUGGGAAAAUUUUAAAUAAUAUUGUAGGUCCUUCGAUAUCCUCAAAUCUCAACAUCUAUUAGGGUUAACGUGAACCAGUGGUAAUUUUCGAUUCGCUUUCUUAAAAGCCCCUUCAAUUUUUCAAUACAUAUCUAUCUUUCAGACAGAACCAACUUAAAUAUAAUGAUGAACAUCUAGACG